GUAAAACUUUCUAUUUCGCCUGGUCCUUGUCGCGCCGCGGCUCCCCUUCCGAGCUGCCACAGUUGGGGCGAAACCGAAAUUCGCAGGCUAGGGUUUGCUCCGCGUCGUGUCCACAGUUCGCCACUGACGCCGGGAUGCAGAGGUACGGGCUGCAGCUCCGCAAAAAGCCGGCGGCCUCCUCGUCGUCUCGACCGCCACCUCCGGCGCGCCCCCUGGCGGCCUUCGCCGACGACAGCGAUGACGAUGUGGAGGCCGACAUCCUCCGACAGUCAUCGAAGAAACGCGCCCUCGAGAAGGUGGAGGAACUGCAGAAGAAGGCGAUGGAGGAGGAUCCCUCGGUGUUUGCCUAUGAUGAGGUGUACGAUGAUAUGAAGGAGAAGGCCGCUCGGCCCAAGAUGCAGGCCAAGGUUGUUCGCGAGUCAAAGUACAUUGAAGCACUUAAGGAGAAAGCAGAACAACGUAAACGAGAACAGGACAUAGUGUAUGAGAGGAAGCUUCAUAAAGAGAGGAGCAAGGAAGAUCACCUGUUUGCUGACAAGGACAAGUUUGUAACAUCUGCCUACAGGAAGAAACUUGAAGAGGAGAAAAAAUGGCUAGAGGAAGAAAGACGACGGCAGCUUCAAGAAGAAAGGGAUGAUGUAACUAAAAAGAAAGACUUGAGUGAUUUUUACUUUGGGCUUGCUAAGAAUGUUGCUUUCGGUGCACGUACACAUGAGGGUACAGAAACUACAGAACCUGAAAAGUUGGAAAAUAAAGUAGAAGAUAUUCAAGGUAGCAAGUCUGAUGCCGAAGGAUCCAGUCGUUCUCCUAAGCGCAGGAGGGAAUCCAGUGUAGGAUCAGAGAAGGCUCAUGGAAGUAGCAGCGUGGCAGAACCUGCAACUACUGGAUCAAAAGAUUCAACAGCUGUUAGAUCUACUGAGAAAGAGGCAGAUAUUUCCACAUCUGCUUCACAGGCUCUCCAGAAUACUCAACCAGCACCAAUCACCGACGAGCACUACAAGAGGAGUAACGAUGCACUUGCCGCUGCUAGAGAACGAGCACUGGCUCGUAAGAGAGCGAAGGAGCAGCAAAUAUGAAGAUGCGUAUAUUAUAAUCUCAACAAGCAAAAGCUUAGGGCUGUGUAAUAUUUGACAUUUGUUUUCAACUUGCAUCAUUUUCAGUGGAUGAUGCACGCACCUCUCUUGCAUAAAUAUAUUCCCUAGGUUCCUGUAUGAUGGUUCCGCUUCUAUGGUGAAAAUAUCUGUAUAUCCGCAUAUGACAAGCAAGCAUACUUAGACAUCAGAAUGGCCAUUCUGCUAUGCAUAAUCACGAGAGGAGAGGCUAAUGUAGCCCAUUAUAUUUACUGAAUUUUUGUCCUGCCAAAAAAGGAGAAAUACCUUGGUUCAGGCAGGCUGAUGGCAAUCUGUGCCCUUUUGUGUGUUCCACUGUAAUCUGUAACUAUGUAAUGACUCAAGCUGGUAGUUAUUUACUGGUCGGUGUUGAAUCAGGGAUAUUGAGAUGGUGUAUGCCUCUCUCAAAUAAAAAAGAUGUAUGCAGAUUUUUGAUUUUCCAA
Messenger RNA from Aegilops tauschii subsp. strangulata, 1552 nucleotides. RefSeq lists its product as uncharacterized. Lineage: Eukaryota; Viridiplantae; Streptophyta; Magnoliopsida; Poales; Poaceae. The record is from RefSeq and is a predicted model, not a curated record. Gene Ontology annotation, biological process: regulation of alternative mRNA splicing, via spliceosome.